Molecule: messenger RNA, 1289 nt
Organism: Phaeodactylum tricornutum CCAP 1055/1
Lineage: Eukaryota; Bacillariophyta; Bacillariophyceae; Surirellales; Neidiaceae
Exons: 1
Coding region: 132-1289 (385 amino acids)
Biological process (GO): protein refolding
Cellular component (GO): cytoplasm
Molecular function (GO): Hsp70 protein binding
Source: RefSeq, a predicted model, not a curated record
CCCAUACAAUCACAUCCCGUAGUCUCGGGCAAGGAACGCAAGGAUAGCAAAUCCUUUACCAGUACCGACAGCUCCCACAUCAACAACACCGUACGUGCAGUAGCAGUCACAAAGGGUCGUUACAGUACAGCAUGGUAGUACGAACCCCGCGCCAGGGCGCGUUUGUACGUCUAUGGCAAACGUGCAUCGUCUUUUUGUUGCUAGGCAGCCACGUGUUGCUCGUACCGGUAGUGCAGGCUGCAUCUCGCGACUACUACCAAAUUUUGGGAGUAUCACGCGACGCCACCAUCAAGGAAAUCAAAAAGGCCUACCGGCAAAAGUCGCUCGAGUUUCAUCCCGACAAGAACAAGGACGAAGGUGCGUCGGAGAAGUUUGCCGAAGUGGCUCGGGCCUACGAAGUGCUUUCGGACGACGAAUUGAAAGCCGUCUACGAUCGACACGGGGAAGACGGUUUGAAGCAACGCGAACAGCGUGGUGGGGGAGGAGGAGGAGGAGGCUUUGAAGAUCUUUUCUCGCAGUUUGGCUUUGACUUUGGCGGUGGACGACAGCAGCGCGAUCAAGAACAGCGCACGCCGGAUGUCGAAAUUCCACUCUACGUGUCACUCAAACAGUUAUAUCUCGGUGAAACCAUCGAUGUCGACUACGUCCGUCAGGUACUCUGUUUGCAGUGGGAAAUGUGCGUCAAGAGUGCGCCCGAUUGUCAAGGGCCGGGCGUCCGGGUACGCCGACAACAACUCGCCCCAGGAUUUGUACAACAGGUCCAACAAAGGGACGACCGCUGUGUGGCCCGGGGUAAGCAAUGGCUGGAUAAGUGUCGCGAAUGUCCCCGCCAGACGGAAACGGAACGAAUCCAAGUGACUAUUGAAAUCCAACCAGGAUUCCGUGCGGGAGAAAGGGUUAGCUUCGAAGGCGUGACGGACGAAAAACCCGGCUUCAAACCGGGCGAUUUGCAUUUUGUACUCAUGGAAGAACCGCACGAUGUGUAUCACCGGGAUCGGGAUGACUUGUACAAGACUAUGGAAGUCCCAUUGGUGGAUGCGUUGACGGGAUUCUCCGUCACGCUCAAGCAUUUGGACGAUCACGAGUACACGGUGACGGUGGAGGAUGUGACGGAUUGUGAUCACGUCUUGCGCGUGCCGGGAAAGGGAAUGCCGCGACGCAGCGGGCGUGGCUUUGGUGACCUGUAUCUCACCUUUGAAGUCGACUUCCCCGAUACACUGACUCGUGAACAAAAGGACGCCAUUCGCAGUAUUCUGGCUCCGGGAGAAGAAGCGAAGCAAGAAUUGUAG